Siniperca chuatsi (mandarin fish) is the source of this 11834-nucleotide messenger RNA. RefSeq names its product fibronectin leucine rich transmembrane protein 1b (gene flrt1b). Gene Ontology annotation, molecular function: protein binding. The coding region runs from base 6390 to 8588 and encodes 732 amino acids. The transcript has 3 exons. NCBI's taxonomy places the organism in Eukaryota, Metazoa, Chordata, Actinopteri, Centrarchiformes, Sinipercidae. The record is from RefSeq and is a predicted model, not a curated record.
UUAUGUUAGAAGUCAGGAGUAAUGAUGAUGAUGAUGACAACAACAGGCUAAAAUCUCCUUUACGUGAAGCUCUGUGUUAAACCAGUCUUCUGUCUUUGCUUUCUGUGGCCCUCCAUCUUAUUUUUCUUUCUGUCUGCUCUCCGCGCCCUCUCCCCCUAUAUUCCCCAGGCCCCAGUGCAACCUGUUUGUGUAUUCCUCCCUCUCCUGCUUCCCUCUCUCUCUCUCCUCUACCCAUUUGUCCUAACCACCAUUAUACCUCUUUCGGUCAUUUAAUUUUCUGGCCAUCAUUUAGUUGGUCCACUUGAGAAUGCCAAUCAAUUUGCUGCCAUACUUAUGGAAAAAAAUAGGACAAAGCUACUGAUACAGCACAGGACAAAUGCAGACAUGGUUCUACACCUUUAUCUGACAUUAAAUAAGAUUAUAGUACGACUAAGUUGAUCCUUAGGAUGAAAUAAAACAUUACUUUCAGCAGAGGAAGGUAACGAUUAAGAGAAGAAACAGAACCUAUAAAAAUGUAUAAAUUACCAAAAAAUAAAAUAAUUUUCUUUCAAUGACAAACCAUCAAAUUUCUGUAUUCAUUAAGCAUUUAAAGGCAGAGUUUAAGUAUUAACUUAUGGCUGUACAUCAAAAGGAACAAUCCAGACAGAUCAACGUAGGGAUGCAUAAUUGCUGUAAGACUAAAAAGAUGAUGAAGAGAAAUGUAUUUUAUUGCAGUUUUUCUUGUUUGCAUCUGUGUUUUCAAGCUUCCUGUGGUCCCACCUUGAUAUAAAAGACCUGUAGUUCACCUCAAGGUUGUGACUUGCGGUGAACAGGAGAAACACUGUUUCAUCUUUACAACACAAACAUCUCAUCGUAUUUGACUUUGUAUCUAAAAGCCUACAGUAAAGUUUGUAUUUAUUAGAAUUGCAUCUGUUACGCCCUCAUUUCAAAUGAAUGCUAAGAUAAUCAGAAUCAGAAAUACUUUAUUCAUCCCCGAGGGGAAACUCUUUUGUUACAGCUGCUCACUAUCACGUCAGUGCACACAGGAAUAGAAGUACUAAGCAAAAAAUAUGAUGCUAUAUGACACUAUAAUACAGGUAAGAUAAAUGAAGUACAAAGUGGAUAUUAGUAUAAAAGCUAAAAUAAGUGUAGGUACCAAAGUUGAUUUAGAGGUUGAUAAGUAUGUACGGUAUAAUAAUACAAUGUAAUAAUAUAAGUAAUAUGUAAUAGUGCAAUAAUGAGUACUGUCAAGUUAAGUGUAGUUUAUUAAGAUGAUUAUGAAACAGAGAAUAUUGCACAAUAUUUCAAGUAUUGCAGAGAUGUAAUGAUCAAUGUCCAGUUUAAUGACUUAGGGUCAUACAGACAGACACUUAGAGGGAGGAGUUAAAGAGUUUGAUGGCCACAGGCAGGAAUGACUUCCUGUGGCGCUCUGUGGUGCUUUUUGGGGGGAUGAGUCUUUGACACCACCGACAGAGAGUCCAGCUCCACCCCCACAAUGUCACUGGCCUUACGGAUCAGUUUGUUGAGUCUGUUGGCGUCCGCUACCUUCAGCCUGCUGCCCCAGCAUGCAACAGCAUACAGGAUAGCACUGGCCACAGCAGACUCAUAAAACAUCCUCAGCAUAAGGAGCAGAGAGAUCUCAAACCACAUAGAAACAGAAGAAAGUUGACCAGAUCUCAACUUUAUGCAAAUGAGCAGUGAUGUGGUGGAGAAACGGCCAACUGAAGGGUAGAUGUAUUCACUUUAUGUUCUUCCGCUGUAAACCCUCGUGUGACUACAACAGUUAGAUACAGUUUGCGGGAACGCUGGCCAUCAGAGAGAGACUUGGCGCCAAACUACAAGUCAGCCAAAUGUAUAAAGCCAAAUCAAUGAAUCAUAACAUUAGCAAUAAUUAUUUGACAGAGACAUCCUUGGACAACAAGUAGAAAGAAAAAUGUAUGUGUUUUUUUCUUUUCUGUUCUGAUUGCAUUUGCCCAAACCAUUUAUAUUUAGUGAUGCUAAAAUGAUUGGUGGAUUAAUCAAUUAAGGAAAAUUAACUGACUCCAGUUUUGAUUACCAAUUUGUUUUGUGUUAAGCCGUUUGUGAGACCAUGCAAGUAAUUUAACAUCAUAAAUUAGGACUUUGCUAAUUUGUGAUUGCCAAUUGUCAUUAUUUUUUAACAUUUUAUAGAGUAAAUGGUUAAUUAGUUAAUUCAAAAGUUGACAUUUUAAUCUAUACUGAAUAGUUAUAGCCCCAAGUUCCUAAGAGUUCUUAAAGUUGUACUCAAGCUGGAUGUAAAUAUAUUUUCAGAACGUUUUGUUAUACUACUGUUUAGUAAAUUGUUACAUCUUUGUUUUCGUAAUUCCUCUGUUGUAUCAUUUACAAACCUUUAACAAAAUAGAACAGAAAUACAGAAAAACAGAAAAUCCUGGAUAAAGGAUUUAUCUGAUAUCUGCUUUCAUUUGCAAGUACAUACACUACCCCUUCAGAAUAUGAUCAACAUGCAAAUAUGUGACGGAGGAAGGUUGCAAAGGUUGCAAUAUGUUGAUCAGGAUGAGGCCAUCUUGGAGAUGAAGGCUUUAUUUUGGCUUCUGUGGUCUGACUAGUUGAGCAAUCAGAGUUGAACAGCCACGUGGUGUUUGGUCAGGUGAAUGCAAAAUGACCACAGUAUUUUACUUACAAACUUACAAUCAUCAGUGCAAAUGUUCUACUGUUUAGUAUAGAGAAAGAAACAUUUACUUUUUUUGUUGUUUGUUGCAACAUUCUUAUUAAGUAUAUAACAAAGUCAUCAUAUCAAAUCAACAUUCGAUGAGUUGUGAGCUUCCGAGUCAAAAUCAUAUUGUACUGUAAGGUUCUGCCCAUACAACCACCUGCUUUUGUUGGUUAUAUUAAUGUUUUGCAUGUUUUUUCUAGGAAUUUGAAGGGAUUGAGCUGCUAACAUGCUUUAACCUACUUUUACUUAAGACAGUAAUUGCCUGCACAGUGCUAUUAAACUGAUACCAUGAGGGAUAACUAGACCAUAAAUUACAGUGAUUUACCACAGACGUACUAAUAGCUCCUGUAGGAAUAUGACUGCUAUUUUUCAUUAAGGAAACUGUAAAACAAAAUGAAAAAAAUAUUAAACUGAUUUGAAUGAUCCCAAAUUAUAACAGUAUGCAAUUUGCAUCACUAUUCGUUUGAGUAUGAUGGGAAAAGAAAUAUUACAAUACAACAAUAUCACAAUCAGUGCACAUAAGAGCAUACCACUGUGGAGAUGAAAGACCGCUUCCCUCCAGUCCUAACAAAAACUGGCUAUACACUUUACAAAGGUUGCAUUUAUUGCAGGAAUACUGGAUUGGAUUGCAUUAUAGAGUUCAGGUGUUCAUGCUAUUGUGUCCACCCUCAUUUUACAUUAAAAUAUAAAAUGGUAUAUAUACAGCAAAGUGUAAUUUGAGCAGUUUCUAGUAGAGACUGACAGAUAAAUCAGACAAUAUUAGCUUAACGCAGAUAUAUAUCGGUAUCAGCAUUGGCCAACAUUUCUGAAUGUUUGAGGUAAUUUAGAAACAGUGAUGACAUUAUGAUUGGCAAGUUUUUUAAACUGUAAAGUAUCCAGCUCAGCUCAUAUCAAAAAACAAUGAGGGAUGCUUAUCAAAAGUGGAUGUGUUAUCUGUUUGUGAAUAAAAGUGAAUAUCGGUCAAGAUAUCAAUAUCUCUUCUGAUAUUUUCAACUCUCAAAUACUGAAAUCAGUACCGGAAUCAAUAAAUUCAGUAUCGGCCAGGAUCUGGUUUCUACAGUCGACAGCAAUAUUGUCUCAUUCUGAUUGUGACUGUGAGUCAGAUUGUGGGAGUUGCUUGAAAUGAAUCUGACUAAAUCCUGGGAAGCUAUCUCUGGAAGAGCGCCAGAGGGUGCUGGUGGCGCAGCUGCAUCCUGGCCCCUAGGGGCCCACACGAGCCCGCCAGUGUUCUGCACCCAGGUCUGGCAUUACCAUGUUCUGCCAGUGAAAGCCUCAUUUAAUAUUUCUGUGUGUGCAGCACCCAAAGGGCUAAGCUGUGGUAACUCUUUUGUGAGAGAACUGCCCAAAGGUAAUAAAUGCAAAUUAAUUGAGGUAUGCCUCUUAGGCAAAUAAAAACCAUUGGUCACAAAGUCUGAAUUAAAACACAUCACUACCAGAUGAACCAGUGCUGACUCCCAGUUAUUAGCUGAGAACAGUCUCUCAGCCCUAAAGGAGUCGAGGAACCCUGUCUUUGACUUCCCAGCCGUGAUACAGUAUGUCAGUGACAGCAUUUGUGUUACAUUAGCCUGUCUGUUUUAAUUAAAACUCAAACUGACUCUGACAUACAGAACCAAGCUUCUUUUCUACAUUCCUGCCAAGUGUGAGAAACCUUUCUCCUUCCAUUCCCCCAGGGGCUGAAAUCCACUCAUUUUCCAUCUAAAGGGGCCCCCAAACUGGCUGCAUAUGGGCGGCACCACCAGCUAUACAGUCUCUGAGGCUUUGUGUGUGUAUAUGUGUGAGUGUGCACCUGUCACUCUAAUGCUUUCUGAGUUGUCGGUAAUUGCCGGACCGUGGCGACCUGCUGAACCCCUGUAACGGAGCUUAGAGAGCCACUGUAGAGAGUACCCCCCACCACACACACACACACACACACACACACACGGGUGUCUGCAUAGACAGAAAACAACACCGCGCGCAGCCUUGGCGCGAGACGCAGAAGAAGAGGACGACAGAACGUGCGCUGGAGGCGACACCUGUCAAGCCGUUACUAAACACAGUUGGUUUAUUUUAAAAGACUGAGGCGCCCUGAAAUAGAGAUUAGUGGCACCUAUUGCCGCUGUUUUACGCUCAGGGAGAGACACGAAGCCCUUUGAGGAGAGAAAAAAAGGAGUAUGUAGCAUUAACGUUAUGACAAGCCGUUUGUGGAGUUCAAGUAGCGAAGUUGACGUAGGUUAGAUGUCGGCUGAGCGGAGCUAACUGACAGCGAGAACCGGGAGCAAAAAGAGAAAAAGCGUGACUUUAUCCGAGGUUAGUCUCGCUCUCUCUCUCUCUCUCUCUCUCUCUCUCACACACACACACACACACACACACACAUAUUCAUACACACUCGCUCCAAACACAUUAACCCACAGUAGAGCCCAGAGUGAAACAACAGGGUGGGAGAUAACUACUGCACAUCGCGGAGCUCCGGUGCGGGCAGACCGAACAUCCUCCCCCGUCCCUCCGCGGCGCGUCCGUCCGGCUGUACAGGCUGCUCACCGGAACUUAACGGACACGCAAAAAAAAAAAAAAAAAAAUCUAUUAAAUUGAGAGGAUGAUUUCACAAGGAUGCCUUGAGGGAAGCGACCAGGAGGGAGGCAGAAAAUGGAUAACAAAGGCUGGUGCUCACUAACACUCAGCCAGCUGUCCUGCUGAAGCAAAAACCAGUGAAGUCUACCUUAAGGAUACUAGACGGCCCAUUUCUGCUAACCUGUGGGAAAACUUUUCACACUGAGCCACGUGACUGGCCAUCACAGUGCGGCUCAGAGGGGACUACAUAUCAUACACCACUGUCAUCUGGCUUUGCUGCCUCUGAAGAUAAUCUGUGUGAACUGAAAAGGAAGCGAUCAAACAUUUAACAGAGGAGAGUGAGGCUGAAACUGAGAGGGAAGGAGAACCCAACUCUUACAGCCUGUAUUCUGCACCAGGCCAACCUGUCCAUCACAGCCUCAAACAUACGCAUUACCAUCACUGAACUGUGAAAUUUAUGUUGUAAUAAUUGUUACAAUACAACCAAUAAUAACAGAUAAAAUUUUCACAAGGACUCUUUGCUAUAAUUUUCUGAGUUGUGGAAAUUUCACUUAUUCUCUCCUUGCUGCUCAUUAAUUAAAACCGCUACCUGGUUAUUCAAAGCAAGUGUAGCACAGAACAGUACUAUUUUUGAAUGACCCACUGCUUGCAUGAGUAUCCAGGAUUGCUUUUGACUUCGAAGAAGGACCCUUGAGCCCUCAACCAUCUUCUGACUGUCUGCCCAACUGUAGCAUUUGGGUGUGGAGAGGUGGUUUCAGAAUUAGGCCUCUGGAUGCUUGUUGAAGAUGACUUGAGUUGGCAGGCCUAAAAGCCCCUUACCCCAGAGAGAGAAAGAGCUUGGCAGUAGGACACACAGACACACACAACACACAAAUGUGGGUGCCGAGGCGGCUUUGAGCCAUGCUGGUGUUGCUGCUCUUGGAGCCCUGGAGUACAGGCUAUCAUCAUUCACCCAAGCUGAGGAAGAUUCAACGGCCCCAAGGAGCGAGGCUACGCUUCUGAACGAUUCAAAGGAGACUGGGAAACUGUGCUAACACACAGAGAUCCAAGGCUACAUCCUCAAUCACACACAUAGACACACUAAUACUCUUUUCCACAAAUCCUAGAUACAGGAAAAACAGCUGCGGCAGACGUGAAAAGCACAGAGACUGAGCAGGAGCUGUGCACCAACAUGGCAGCUGAGAGUCUUGCUGAGCUCCGCGAUUGGCUCUUUCUGCUCCUCCUGUGCCUCACCUUAUUGGCUGAGGUGCUGGAACUGGCGGCAGCGGCAAUUGCCAUGGAGACGGGCGAGGGAGAUGAGGGCAUUGUUUGUCCCUCAGUGUGCCGCUGUGAUGAGGGUUUUGUCUACUGCAACGACCGUGGCCUCAGUAUAAUUCCUCCACUACCAUUAAUGGCUGCCAUCCUCUACUUGCAGAGCAACCGGCUGAGUAACGCUGGGCUGCCUCCCUCACUGGAACGCAGCACUUCCAUACAAGUGAUUUACCUGUAUGCCAACCAGUUGGAUGAAUUCCCUAUACACCUCCCGCCGUCGUUACGGGAGCUCCAUUUGCAGGAUAAUAAUAUACGAACGUUACCGAGAUCAGCUCUGGCUAAGUUACCAUUACUAGAACGUUUACACCUGGAUGAUAAUUCCAUAUCCACAGUUAGCAUCCAGGAGCGAGCUUUUUCUGGGACUCCACGGCUACGACUGCUGUUUCUGUCUCGAAAUCAUCUGUCAAGCAUCCCUGCAGGCUUGCCAGCAUCCUUGGAAGAGUUGCGACUGGAUGACAAUAGAAUCAGCACCAUCCCCACACAUGCCUUCCGUGGGCUUGCCUCCCUGCGACGCUUGGUCCUGGAUGGGAACCUGUUGGCCAACACACGCAUUGCAGAUGACACCUUUUCCCGUCUCUCCAACCUGACUGAGCUGUCACUGGUCAGGAACGCCCUGCAGUCUCCACCAGUCAACCUACCUUCGGCUCACCUUGUGCGACUCCAUUUGCAAGACAACGGAAUGACUCACAUACCACGGGGGGCGCUGGAUGGGAUGCGGCGGCUACAGAGGCUGGACCUGUCUGGAAACAAUCUGACCAGUCUCCCACGAGGACUUCUGAAGGACACAGAAAGCCUGGAGCUGCUACUGCUGCGAGGAAACCCCUGGUACUGUGGCUGCAACCUUCGCUGGCUCCACGCCUGGCUGCAUGGCCGUGGGGCAGCGGUGACAGUCAGGGGUCUAACCUGCCAGGGACCUGAGCCUGUAAGGGGCCAGACCCUCAAAGACUUAACCUCCCUGAUGGAGCAGUGUGAAGGCCCUCCUGCUGGUCCCAAUACUGGAAUGGGGGUGAACCCAGCAGAAAAAGAUGGAGGAGGUGAAGAUGGUGUUGGAGGGGGCCAAGCAGUGGCUUCAGUCCCCCACGGCAGCACCACCACUUCCUCUCUGCUGGUCCCCACACAAGGUUCCCUCUUCACCCUGCGAGCCAAGCGGCCAGGCCUUGUUAUGCCUCUGCCUCCCGGUGAAGGGGGACAGGUAUCUGGAGAGGCCCUGGAGCUGACUGUAAAACCUCUCUCUUCGGACAGUGUACUGGUGAGUUGGCUGUGCCCACAGCCGGCACCCUCCUUCCGCCUGUCUUGGCUCAGGUUGGGUAGCAGUGCAGCUCUUGGUUCUAUAACAGAGACUCUGGUACCUGGAGAGAGGAGACAGUACCUCCUUACCCAGCUCACCCCACGCUCCCAUUACCUCAUCUGCCUGCUGCCACUGCGACAGGAGCCCUCCUUUGGGGGUUCCAGCAUGGGUUCAUCUCGAGUUGGCAGCAUGGACAUGGAUAGUAAAGACUCGGCCCCGGCCUGUGCUCAGAUAGAGACUGGAGAUGCUCUGAUCAGCUCAGGAGGGGAGGGGUCAGAUAAAGAGGGACAGGACUCAGAACUAACAGUCCUGCCAUUGGCUGGGAUCAUAGGGGGUGCCACAGCAUUGGUAAGCCUGCUGUUAAUCUUUGGCAUCUUCUGCUGGUACGGACAGAGAGCAGGUUACAUGUCCGGGGACUCAGGCUCAUACAGCAGGGGCCGAGGGGGAAAACAUUAUGAUGACUAUGUAGAAUCAGGCACCAAGAAAGACACUUCCAUCUUAGAGAUCAGGGCCCCUCCUGCAGGGUUUCAGAUGACAGCUAUGGCCCAUCAGCCCCUGCAGCCUAAGCUGGAGGAUGUCACCUACAUCCACACCAUUUUCCCCUCCUCUUCCUCUUCCUCCCAAGCUAACGGGACCUACCGGAGCAGCCAUGGAGCUGGCAGCCUCAAUGGCACCAUCCUCAGCCAAACCAGCCACCAUCAUGUCACUUAUGGUACCAACCGUGGCUACAGAGAGGGUGGCAUCCCCGACAUAGAUUAUGCCUACACGUGAUGAUACAGGGACACACUCCCUAAGCCACGAAUGCCAGGCGCCAUUUCUAUGAUGACAACCCCUUGGCUGGUGGCCAUUUUGUCCUUGGUUUCCAAAGUACCCUCUGUGCCUCUGCUGGUUCAAUUCUGAUUGGUUUGCUAGGUAGAAAGAUUUCAGCUAUGUUGAUUGGACAUUGCUAUUGAGUGACAGAAGUAACAGUCCUACUAUACUCUACUACUGUAUACUGCAUUAUACAGUAGGCCCUUCUUUCAGCGCUACUUAUAGUUAUUACGUUUUCUCUUUUGGAUAUCUCAGUGUCUUUCAAACCUACUGUUCUUCUCAGCUCAUAAUACACAGUAAGUUAUUUGAGGUUGAUAUACUAGGCUUAGCUGAUUUAGCAGGAGAUAUAUUUAUAAUAUGAGGAAAAGGCACUUGAUGUGUAUAGAGAUAGGUCUCAUAUCUUCCUACCAACUGUAAGCUCUGUGCUGUAUAGAUAAAAGGGAUGACAGAGGAAGAAAUCAAUGGUUGUUAUAACCCACAGAUGACAAUGCAUCAUGGUUAACAUGAAAAGAUAUGUUCCUAGCCCCCUCCUUUUCCUCUAGUUUACUCCUCUCCUUUUUAAUUUUUCCUCCUUUCCGCCUCUUUUUUUUUGGCUGAGGCUCUUUCCUUUUUAUUUCUCUCGUGUCUUUUGUGGUGCCGUGAGCAGAGGAUGACUUUGUUCUCGCCAAGGGAGCUGACAGCAGUGAUAACAGUUCUGACAGAGACGGGAGACACAAACCACUGCAUAGAGAGACUAAUGAGAGGGAGAGCGAGAGAGUGGAGGGGUGAUGGAUAGACGGAUGGAUGGAGGGACAGAACAUCAAAGAAGACUAGGGGAGAUAGAGAGGGGUGCUGUUUUGGGGAUGGAGACACUGAGAGAGGUGUGCUGCUUAAGGCAGAGGGUGAGGACAGAAAAGGAGAGAAAAAAGGAAGAUAGGUGAAAAAAGGGCGUGUGACAAAUGCAGCGGCAGGAGGUAAAAAAGCAGAUGAAAAGAAGAUGGGGGAUCGAGAAGGGUGCAGGCGGGGUAAAGAAGAGGGGUGACAAAUGGAAUAAUGUGACAUCAUCAUCCAAAAAAUGGCUCAAGUUUUACCAACAGUCUAUCCACUACUGCACUCUGAAAAUAUCUGAGUGAUAACAGACUGCACACUUCCCUCAAGGACUGAUGCUUUCAGUUGUCUGUGAUCAUUACAAGUCAAAGACUCAUUAAAUUAAAUUAUUUUUUGGGCAGUUUCCACCUAUUGUAUCAUGUAUCUUCAUCAUAACAUGGACCCAUUUACAUGCCACAUAUCAUGAUUCAAGAAAUGUUUGUAGGACAACAGGAGGAAGAGAGGCAUGGCAAGACAAUUAGAAAAAAACAAAAAAACAAACUGAUUGCCAAGACUAGAGGACAAAUGACUAGCUUGAGAAGAACAGCUAUUAAAAAUCUCCCUUUCAGAAUUUAGAGUACUGCAUGUACCCAAUUUCUAUUGUGGUCUGGUCUCAUUAUUAAAUUACCUUUGCAAAUGACGUGAAAGAAACCCAAUCAUACAUCUUAUAAUAGUAACCCAUUAUCUUCUACAGCCCGGUUAAACCCUCUUAAUUGAAAAUAGGUUUUAGCAGCUAAUAAUUUUUUGGUGGAAGUCGGAACUACGCUGGUCUAAUUACUCUUUGCUAAAAUUCACCCAUAACAAUAUAUCUUUUCAAUUUUUUUUUAAAUAGUUGUAGUUGUAACUGUUUCUAUUAGUAUUUAAGGGAAUGUUCAAAAUACAAGAGGCUAGGAAUGGGCAACAUGGAUCAAAUUAUGUCAUAGUAUAUGUAAUUUUAUAUUGUGAUAUUUAUAUGUAUUGGGAUAUAGUACUCGGGAAAUAUUGAUUGGUAAACGGAUUAUAGAUCAGAAAAUUACCAGACAGGAAUGUCUGCUUUUGGAUAAUCCAGUAAAUUAAACACCUGACAAAUUAUAGUACUUCAUCACAUUGAUGCAAAAAUCAUAUGAAAUUCCAAUAUUGCCAUAAAGUUCUUAUACUUAUUUAUUUGAAACACAAUGGCCUUAAACAACCAGAGGUAUUAAACUAGAGAUAUUGAAGUGAGAGCGGUAUAGAGAAAUAUAACGGUUGACAAAUUUGUAGAGCUGAAAUUAUUAGUUAAUAAAAUCAAUCAACAGAAACUUAAUCUGCAACAAUUUUGAUAAACAAUUAAUCAUUGAAUGAUUUUAUAAGCCAGAUAUUUCCUUGUUUCAGCUUCCCAAUUGUGAAUAUUUGCUGCUUUUCUUAGUCUUAUGUGACAGUAAAGUGAAACUCUUUAUGUUUUGGACUGUUAGUUGGAUGAAGCAAGCAUUUUUAAGACAUCGCCCUGGGCAGGAAAUGUGAUUUUUCACUACUUUCUGACAUUUUAUACAUCAAACGAUUAAUCAAUUAAUUGAAAAAAUAAUUGGCAUAUUAAUCAGCAAUGAAACUAAUUAGUUGCAGCCGCAUACAUUUGUAUUGUCUCACGGUAUCUGUCAUCAUAUUUGCCCCACCUUACAAGAGGGCAUUUUAAAUUGGAGUAUUUUAACAACUGUUUUUUUUUUUUUACUUUAAAACAGCUGAAACUUCAAAGUUGAUCCGAUGCAUUCUGUGAAGUACAUUAGUUGACUCAGGUCGUCCAGUUUUAUAGGCCUUAGUAGAGCAUAGACACAGUUCUGUUAACAGGGAUCACAGCCUUACCGCUACACUGUGCAGUUCAACACACAAACAAACACACACACGACGAAAAGGAAGCGGCACCUGCUUUCUGACUGCCUCUCACUGACCCCACUAAUAUACUGUAAAGGAAGAAGAACUUCAAAUGAAAACGAUAACAAACAGCCAGAGAAAGAGGAAGAGGAGAGGGUAGAGAGAAAGAAAUAAAUAGUGAUGCUGUAGAGGGGAGGAGUGAUAUUUAUAUAGAGCAUGUAAGUGUGAAACCCAUUCUUACUUGCAGUAGCUCUCUCUCUCUUUUCCAACCCAUGUUACUGUGUACCAGUAAUAUUGGAAGAGCUCCGGUGUGGGUUUUUAGGCUUCUUUUUUUUUUGCAUUUGUUUUUUUUUUAAGAGCACUGGCGCUUCAUUUCAUUCUGUGCAGAAAUACUUUUCCUUUAAAAAUGUCACCCUCAGAUGUGAUAAUUAAAACACUCUUAUGUAUAAACAUAAAAAUGGGUGCAAAACGCUAUUCCAUUUAUUGGUCUGUCAGCUUUUUUUCUACACAGAUGAAUAAAGACUUCUAAAAGGAAAA